Cotesia glomerata is the source of this 2952-nucleotide messenger RNA. RefSeq lists its product as uncharacterized. Lineage: Eukaryota; Metazoa; Arthropoda; Insecta; Hymenoptera; Braconidae. Bases 89 to 2572 code for a protein of 827 amino acids. The record is from RefSeq and is a predicted model, not a curated record. The transcript is spliced from 2 exons.
UGUGCAACAAACAAACAGAUGAUUUAGAGUAUUUUUUUAGUGGAAAACGAUAAUUAAAAAUUAUUAAAGUGAAAAUACGACAGUGAAAAUGGUGAAAAGGAAUUCUAGGAAAUGUUAUAAUGACUACUCAAAAAAAAGAAAACUUGAUUGCUUGAGGAGUAUUCUCAAUGAUGAUGACACCAGUGAUGACGAAAAUAAUCACAAUGAAUUUAAUAAUCAAUUAGAUCGCCAAAUUGUUAAUGUAAUUAAUGAAGUCAAUGACGAUGAUGAUAUUGAAAACAGGUUAAAUGGACAAUUGGACAACUUUAUUGUUAAUGUAGAUCAUGUAAUCAAUGAUAACGAUGUAAACAAUGCUAGGUUAAAUGAACAAGUCAACCAAGUCAAUGCUUAUGAGGUUGAAGGUGCAGAAAAUGUGGAUGAAGCAGCUGAUGAUAUACAGGACAUUCCAGAGGAAAGUGAUCAAGAUGAAACUGAUGAAGAAAUUUUAAAUAGAAAUGACAUUAUAGAGGAAAGUGAUCAAGAUGAAAUUGAUGAAGAAAUUUUAAAUAGAAAUGACAUUAUAGAGGAAAGUGAUCAAGAUGAAAUUGAUGAAGAAGUUUUAAAUAGGAAUGAAGAAAAUGAGGACAGUGAAGAUGAAGUGGAGAGUGAUAGUGAUGAGGAGGAAGAUGAUGAGUUUAGAAAUUUAGACUAUGAACAACUAUUAUAUCCUGGAGCACCGUUGACAGUAAGUCAAAGUAUGACCUUGAUAUUAUCUUUACUUACCCGACAUAACGUUACCCAAACUUGUCUGGGUGAUAUUAUUGCUGUCAUCAAUUCACACUGUAAUCACAAUAAUAAUAAUUGCUUCAAAAAUAGCCUCCAUAAAUUCCGCAAAUUUUUUUCAUUGUCAAAAAAAGGAAAAAUUAAGAAAAAAAAACAUUUUUACUGCUCCAUUUGUCAAAAAAAUUUAAAAACAGAGAAUGAAGUAUGUGACAACUGCGAAUCAACAAAAACUGCUUAUUUCGUCGAAUUGCCUAUUAAGAGUCAGCUGAAAGAAUUAUAUCGAAGACCAGGAUUUUACGAAUGUUUACAGCAACGUUUUCAUCCUGAUGUAGAUGAUGAUGAUAAUCCUCAUAUCGAUGAUGUGUACAAAGGAAGUUUGUAUCAAAAAUUUAUUGAAAUUGGGUUUUUAGCGGACAGAAAUAAUAUUUCUUUGACUUGGUACACCGACGGGAUACCAGUUUACAAAUCCUCUAAAGUUAGCAUGUGGCCAGUAUAUUUAUCUAUAAAUGAGUUACCUUUUGCUGAGCGGACAAAACGUGAAAAUGAAUUAUUACUACUUGGAUUGUGGUUUGGAUCUGAGAAACCUAACGCUAAUAACUAUUUCAAUAAAUUCUAUAAACAAUUAAAAAAUUUAUCUGAAGGUAUUCAAAUUACUUUGGCUGAUAAUCAGAUCAUAGAAGUCAAAGCGGUAUUACUUAUAGGAACUUGUGACGUUCCAGCAAAGUGUCAAUUUUUUAAUUUCACUUAUUUUAUGGGUAGUUAUGGCUGUCCAUCAUGUUUAUGGCCUGGCGAAACUUAUCACUUGCCACCUGAUGGCAGUUCUCAUACUCAUGUUUAUCGGUACACGCUGGAUCCUCAAAUACGAACUUCAAGAAAAUGUGUUACCUUUGCUCGGCUCGCAUUAAAUGAUGGUUCUCCUCAUAUGGGUGUCAAAGGACCCUGUGCUCUAUCUAAAUUAAUGCCUGAUUUCAUCGUUGGAACUGCUAUAGAUCAAAUGCACUGUGUUUUUGGUGGUGUGGUAAAAAAACUACUAUCAUUAUGGUUUGACCCGAGCAAUAGAGGUGAACCUUACUCAUUAAUUGAUAUGUCAAAUAUCAUUAACAACCGAUUAAUUAAUAUCAAGCCACCCAGCUUUGUUCAUCGUAUGCCUCGCUCAACGGAAGAUCUUGUACACUGGAAAGCAUCUGAGCUUAAGAAUUGGUUCUUUUAUUAUGCUUUACCAGUCAUGCAAGAAGUCAUGCAACAAGAGUAUUUAGAACAUUUUUCUUUAUUAGUUGCUGGAAUUGCGCUUUUAAAUUUAGAUUCUAUAACAAAUGCUGAGAUAAAUAUGGCGUCGAACUUUCUACACAAAUUUGUACGUGAAUUUGAAAAUUUAUAUGGUUUAAAAAAUUGUUCCAUUAAUCUUCAUCUUCUGAUACAUUUACCUAAAUGUGUACUUGCUCUUGGACCUUUGUGGGCUAACGAUUGUUUUCGAUAUGAAGAUUUAAAUGGACAAUAUUUAAAUGUAAUUCACGGAACACGUCACAUUGAUUCACAAGUGGUGAGAUCUCAUUACCAGCAGUUGAAGGUUCAAAAAUUUUUUGAGCAGCUACCAGAAGGGAGGAUGAAAGAUUUUUGCACUAAACAAAAACACAAUAAUAAAAUUUGUGAUCGAUUACAAGACAGAUGUUAUACUGUAGGCACUUAUAAAAUUUUCAAUGAGACUUAUAGAAUUCCUAAUAGUGUUCAGCAAGCUCUAAGAAAUUUAUUACCAGUACGAAAAAUCGCAGAGUAUUUCCGUUUAUUAAAAGAUUCGAAGCUUUGUGUCUGAACGAUACACUCGAGCAAAACAAAUGUCAUCGUCGCUUACUCUGUACAGAGAUCAUGCUGGGUAUCAUUUGGGUUCAAUUAUAUGCUUCGUAAAAUUAGAUUACUGUCAAUGUUUGAAUCCCGAUGAUUGCCUGAAUCAUCCACCUGUUCAUCAGGCGAUUAUUCAAACAUUAUUAAGUGAAAAAGUAUUCAACGCAAAAGGUGACCAUGAUGUACAGUACGAAUUUUCAUUUAUCUAUAAAUGUUCAAGAGUGGAAAACUUUGUAUCUAUUCCCAUCGACCAAUUGAUUGCUGUUUGUUUUGAAAUAAAAAUUGACAACAAUUUGUAUAUUGCGAUGCCUGUAAAUUCUAACAAUACUGAAUAGAAUCAAAAUUAUUUUA